UGGUGCGUUUGGAUCUCGUCCCUUAGCUGUGACGUCUCGCCGGCUUUCUCAAACUUUGAGUUGUAUAACAUGAUCCGUCUGGGCGUCCACCUCAGCCCCAGCUCCACCGCCUGGAUGAGGCCGCUCAAGUUUGACUACAGUGACUUCACCUUCAGCCCCCCCUCUGUCUCGGUCUCUUUGAAAGAAGACCAUCUCACGGUGAAGGUGCAGUUCCCCUGUGCCACCAACAGGAGGUGCUCUCUGGGGCGCUGCUGUCCCAUCUCUGAACUGAUCCACCCAUGGACCACUGUGACUGUGUACAAUAAGCAAAAUCACUCUGAGUACCAGAGACGCACGGUUUGGACCCAGGAGGUGGUGUCCCACGUGGAGUUCUCCGGCUUGGCUGCGGGUCAGAAUUACUGCGCUGUGGCCAACUUCUCCUUCCCAACGUUCUCCAUGGCGGCUUCUCCAAAGUCUUCCCCUCAGUGCGUCCAGACCGUUUCCCAAUCAGUGCUGCUGCCCGCGGUGUGUCUGGGAAUCGGACUGACUUCUCUGCUCCUUGUUCCUCUCCUCGCUGUGUUUCUGAAAAGACCUAAACACACUGCACUAACCUCUGAAAAUCAACCUGAGACUCUGGCCUCUGUUCAGGAUCCAGACUCUUUGGUUCCUCUUUCCCCGGUCCCUGUGGACCCUUGUGACAUCCAGCUGGAGUUUGACGAUACAUAGACAAUGUCUACACUGCUGAGACUUGAGAGAGGUUUGGGUGAACCCAUCUUGAUCACUUUGGGGGGAAGAAACGUUGAGCUAAUCCCAGGAUGCAGUGGCGAGCCCUGUCAACAUGACGAAAUAAAGUCAGCUGAUGUGAAGGAGAAUAAUGUCUGAGGUAGGUGGACAAAGGCAGGAUUUUACGCACAGUCGAACUCCUGUGAGACAGACUAAGAUUUAAAUUCUCCAUCCUAUCCUUCUCCAACAAGGAGCAAACCUCGACACACGGUAUCAUAAUCCCAGCUAUGUCUCUACUAAGGAUAACUAUGGGACACAUAGAAGACCCAUCUGAGUGUUGUUCAAUAAGGGUAGCUGUCAUUGGGGGUCUGAAAGGCUUCUCCACGUCCAUGUGAAGUUUUAAAAGGAGAAGGGAGUUGAAAUGUCUGACAGCACAUUUUUUUAACUGAUAUACUCAUAUUUAUUUUAAUGAUUGUUAUCAAACAUGUUAAGAAAUACAAAUAUCUGUCAAUAUAUGCAAACUAGUUUCUUUCAACCUAUGGUCACUAGCUUCGUUUACAGACUGAGAUAGCAAAGUUAGCAAACUGUGCUAAGAUGUCUUUCAUUAAUGGAUACAUUUUUUAGCUCUGAACAGGCUGUUAUGUACUUUAUAUUUAUUCAUUUCAUCUUUGAAUAGUCCAUUACUACCAUUGAAUGAAGAUAAAAGGUCAUGACCCAACUUUGAAUUCCUCGCUGAAAGCCACCAAAUGACCUCUAACAUGUAAUUCUGUUUAGCUGGCGCCUGUCAUCCCAUUUUAAUCAUGUAAGCACAUUCCUCUGGCUCUCACUGCCUGUCCGAUCUGAGUCAGAAAGAGAAAUUGGGUCCGAGGAUCGACUGCUGAGUGAGAACUUCCAAUGGAGCAGCAAUAGUUUAUCUGACACGUCCAAAAGUAGCUGUUUUUCUGUGCAUGUACCACAGAUUCAGUGAAACGUCUAAAUCUGGAUGUGGUUCUUCCCCCUCUGCGUUUUUGUGCCGAGGUCCAGUGACACUCAACAGGCCGGUUCAAAACCAUAAGCUUCAUAAACAGGAAUGCCUGACCCCCCACGCGCAGCCAACAGCUCCUUUUAAAGUGAUAACAGAGGGUAACUUUUUCUAUCAUUCCUCGCUCUCUCUGACUCACAGUUGCCUCCUCUUACCCGUGACUGACGCCUCAUUCUGCCUCCUGCAUGAAAACAAGAAACAUCUUGACAUCUCGCUUUUUCUGCCUUCUGUUUUGCUGGUGUUGCAUUCUUUCCGCAACAUUGGGGAGCCUUUGGGGGUUUGGCCAUCCAGCAUUGUUUGUUUCCCCUUCUACCUUUUCCAGAGUCCACAGAGACCUGGGGGGUUGUCCAAAGCUCAACGUACAAGUAUGGCUUUUAUUAAUAAGCAUAGUGCUGAUUAUGCUCGUGGAGAGAUGAUUAACGCAUGAAGCGAGAAGCUGGCUGUGAGCUCGAGCACCUGACUACACAACAGUGGAGCUGUGUGUUGGACCUUUGUUUUUGUUCUGCUAUGUGCUGUAAUUCCUCUGAAUAUAUCAAAGCCAUUGCGUAGACAAA
Gymnodraco acuticeps is the source of this 2277-nucleotide messenger RNA. RefSeq lists its product as uncharacterized. Lineage: Eukaryota; Metazoa; Chordata; Actinopteri; Perciformes; Bathydraconidae. Gene Ontology annotation, molecular function: protein binding. Bases 70 to 705 code for a protein of 211 amino acids. The transcript is spliced from 5 exons. The record is from RefSeq and is a predicted model, not a curated record.